GGUUUCGGUUAUUCCUAGUCGUUGAGAAAUCUAACCUUAAAAUCGUUCAAGUCAUUCCUUCACUAGUUUAAAUGUUAAUAAAGUGAUAAAUAUUGUUUGAUUUUGUUAUAGCACGUUGUAUUAAUACUUAUAAUAAUCAAACUUCCUUUCAUUUAAACUCUCAAUCACAAAUUGCGUUGCAAUUAUAAAUAUUUUUAACCUCUAAAAUGAUUGUAGCUUUUUUUUGAUAAACAAUUUUAUCGUUUCAAUUUAAUCUAUAAAAUGGAUAUAAGAUCAUAUUUUAAACCAACUACGAGCACAUCAUAUAAACCUGAAGCUAAGCAAAAAAAGAAGCGGCCCCUAAUUGUUGAUUCAAGUGAUGAUGAUGUCGUCGAUGCAACCCCUGAUAAGCCAUCUAACAGAGAUAAAAAACCAAUUAAGCGACAAAAAGUGACCCUUAGCUCAGAUUCGGAUGAAGAUUUAUCUAAAAAACGCAAACAAAAACCUAAAACACCUUCUAAAGUAAAUGCAGCUGAUGUGUUUGGUAGCACUCCGGUUAAACAAACAAAAGUAGAGAAGGUUAAUAGUAAAGAAAAGUCAAAAUCUGAUUCUAAACUCACAGAAACGGAAAUACAUAAUGAUCCUGAUUUUGAAAAAACUUUACUUGAACUUGAUGAAGAUUUGUUAAUUGAAAAUGCUGAUAUUCUUGAUAAAACCAUUGAAGAAGCUUUGGAAAAAGACUCAAAGAAAAAGAAGACACCAAAUAAAAAACGAAAGAAAUCUAAAGAAGAAGAUGAGGAUACAGGAAUUGAUCCGGAUCAGGAAAGACAUGAAAGAAAACGUUAUUCCGCUAUCUUAUAUCAGAAAUAUUUAAAUCGAAGUGGUCCAAUUCAUCACGGAGAAAAGGAAUAUCCAAAUGGAACCGCAAACUGUUUAAAAAAUCUUUGUUUUGUAAGAACUGGUGUAUUAGAUUCCUUAGCAGAGAGUGAGUUUACAAGUUUAGUGGAAAAACAUGGUGGUCGAACAGUAAAUAGCAUCUCAAAAAAAGUGAAUUAUUUAGUCGUCGGGGACCAAGCUGGUCCAUCUAAAACAGAAAAAGCUAGAAAUUACAAUAUUCCAUUUUUAAAUGAAAACGAAUUUUUAGAUUUGAUACUUGUUAAAUCAGGUAUGAAACCUAAAUAUGCUGUGAAAGAGGAAAUAAAUGCAGAUAAAGAUGAUGAACCUGAAGUUAUUGGCGACAUUAAAAAGAAAUCACCUGAAAUAAAAGAGGUGAUAAAAGUGAAAAAAGAAAAUAAUGAUGAUUUAAAAGUUAAAAAAGAAAUUGUUGAGAAAAAGAAUGUUGUUCCUAAAGAAAUUAAAAAAGAAAUUGUUGAGAAAAAGAAUGAUGUUAUUCCUAAAGAAAUUAAAAAAGAAAAUAAAUUACCUGAAAAUAAAAAGAUAGUGCAGGAAAUAAAAGAAUCUGCUAAAGAAAUGAAAAUAGAAAGUUCCAUAAUUGAUGAUGAAACUAAAGCUUGGACUGAGAAAUAUAAACCAAGUAAUAUUAAAGGAAUUAUUGGACAACAAGGUGAUAAAAGUAACAUGAAAAAGUUAUUAAGUUGGCUUCAAAAUUGGGAUAAAUAUCAUGGGGUUGGAAAACGUAAGAUUAAAGUAGAUAGACCGACUCCUUCCUUUUCACAACAAGAUGGUAGUUAUUUUAAAUGUGCACUGUUAAGUGGACCACCAGGAGUGGGAAAAACAACUACAGCUACAUUAGUUUGUAAAGAAUUAGGAUAUGAUAUUGUUGAAUUUAAUGCUUCUGAUACAAGAAGUAAAAAGUUAUUACACGAAGAAGUAUCACAAUUACUGUCUACUACAUCACUUGCAGGAUAUUUUAAAAAUGGUUUAGCUCCAACAAAAAAACACGUUCUUUUAAUGGACGAAGUUGAUGGAAUGGCAGGAAAUGAAGAUCGUGGUGGUAUACAAGAGUUAAUAAGUUUAAUAAAAAAUACAAACAUACCUAUAAUCUGUAUGUGCAACGAUAGGAAUCAUCCGAAAAUUCGUUCAUUAGUGAUGUAUUGUUUUGAUUUACGAUUUACUAAACCACGGUUGGAACAAAUUAGGGGCGCCAUGAUGAGUAUUUGCUUUAAAGAAAAUAUAAAAAUUACUCCUCAAACUAUAACAGAAAUAAUAACAGCAACGGAAAUGGAUAUUCGCCAAACAUUGAAUAAUUUAUUUAUGUGGACAACGAAUAAUAAAUCAGAUAAAGCAGAAAAUAGCGCUAAAACGGCUAAAAAAGAUCUCGUUUUGGGGCCAUGGGAGGUUAUAAGAAAAGUAUUUUCAGAAGAAGAUCAUAAAACGAUGAGUUUAUCUGAUAAAUCAAGGUUAUUUUUUUAUGAUUACAGCAUUGGGCCAUUAUUUGUACAUGAAAAUUAUUUACACGUUGUACCUCAUUGUCCAAAGGGAAAAUUUUUGGAAAAUUUUGCUAAGACCGCCGAUUCAAUAAGCAUGGGUGAUAUCAUCGAUAAAAAAAUAAGAAGUGGUAAUAAUUGGUCGUUAUUAUCAAUCCAAGCGAUCUUUUCAAGUGUUUUACCUGGUCAUUACCUCGAGGGUCAUUUUGGUGGCCAAAUUAACUUUCCAGGCUGGCUUGGAAAGAAUUCUGCUAGAUCAAAACAUCGGCGAUUAAUAACCGAGUUACAAUCUCACAUGAGAACUAGUAUUUCUGGUAGUCGAAACGACGUAAAUUUAGAUUACAGCUAUUUCAUUCGAAAUAAAAUAAUAAAACCAUUAAUAAAAAAUGGAAACGAAGGUGUUAAUGACUCCGUUGCAGUCAUGAACACUUACAAUUUAUUAAGAGAAGAUUUAAGUAACUUAAUACACGUUACUUCUUGGUCAAAACAAAGCGAUCCUAUGGCUAUGGUUGAUAGCAAAGUUAAAGCUGCUUUUACACGAGCUUACAAUAAAAACGUUUUGCUUCCAUAUGCUUCUGCAACAACGGUUAAAAAGAAGGCCUCUUCUUAUUUAGAAGAAGAUAAUUUAAACAGUGAAAAUGAUGAAAAUUUAAGUGAUGGUGAUGAAGAAGAUGUUUCUAAAGACUCUAUGGUAACUGCUAAAAAAGCAAAGAAACCAGUAAAAGGAGGCGAGAAAAAACCAGCAGAAAAAAAGCCGGGUAGAGGAAGAGGAAAGAAGAAAUGAAUUUAUUUUUAUUUUACAUUCAUUAUUUUGAAUCACUUUAUUGAUCAAACAUAUUUCUGUACUAAUCUCCUUUUAUUAUUGAUCAAAUAAAGUUGCUUUUCAAACA
This is a messenger RNA of Onthophagus taurus, 3256 nucleotides long. It is a transcript of the gene Gnf1, whose product is annotated as Germ line transcription factor 1. Gene Ontology annotation, molecular function: ATP hydrolysis activity; ATP binding; DNA clamp loader activity. Lineage: Eukaryota; Metazoa; Arthropoda; Insecta; Coleoptera; Scarabaeidae. Gene Ontology annotation, biological process: DNA repair; DNA replication. The record is from RefSeq and is a predicted model, not a curated record. Gene Ontology annotation, cellular component: nucleus; DNA replication factor C complex.